GUUUGUUAUUUCAGCGUAGGCUAUAUAACUUGAUUCAAUAUUGAAACCGGUUUAUUGACUACAACAGCUGUUUCCCGCCUACAACAAUAUGCUUCUCGGAGAUUAAACAACUUCCGGACACCGGAAAGGAAUAACGUAGAAAGAUGGCCUUAUUUUUUCGGAAGAGUUUGAUUGUUCUGCUCAUUGUAGCAAGCACUUACAUCGUGUUAACGGCAGGCUGGAAAAAUAAAAGCAUCUCACUCGGAGACAAUUUUCAUUUAUGUGCUAAUGGAACAGAAGUUGAAAAUGAAUGCGAUUGUGAAGAAAUGCAGACACUUUGUCAACUGCAGCCAUGUUUAACAAGUAAAGAAUAUAUUCAACGCCGAUACAUGUGUGAUGGUGUUUUUCACUGCUCCGAUCUUUCUGAUGAAUGCCUGUGUGAUAUGAGGACUGUGGAAAACAUGGACACUUUUGAUUUUUGUCGAGAACUUUUUAAACCUCCCGAUAAUGCGAGUGUAUGUGGACUCGGACAUUUUGAGUGCGACAAAAAAUUUUUAAGCUUAAAGAACAUGGACCUUCAUUGCGUGAAUAUGAACGAAAUUUGCGAUGGUACCGAAAAUUGUAUUGGGGGAGUGGAUGAAAGAUUUUGCAAGGAAAAAAACAAUACUGUAGUGGUCCCAGACGUUGAACAAUCUACAUAUAAAACAAAAGUUACUCAUUAUUUUUACUGCGGUAACAGCACUCACUUUGAUCAAAAUGCCAUCGCAAACGGUACCGCUGACUUCGAUCACUCUUUGGGUCUCUACGAUGGAAAAUGGCGGUUUAUUGAUUGGCGAAGGCUAUUCGACGGCAUAGCAGAUUGUGACGAUAUAUCUGACGAAUGGCAUCCGCAUUUUGUUUACUGUGGAGAUACCGAUACGAAACAAGUCAUUACGAGGUGUCCAGAAACAGCUAAGGGAAAUCGCGAUCUUUCUUCACCUCAAUAUGCAGUCGAUAGUCUGAUAUUCCCAAUUCUUGAAUGGACAAUUGGAAUCACUGCUUUUAUUGGAAACAUACUUGUAGCAGGACACGCUUUAUUUUGUAUAAUUUUACGCAGAAGACGUCGUCGGCAUGAUUCAGAAGAUGACAUUCACUCUUCCAACGCAACUUUGCGAACAAUGGCAGGUGACGGUAAGAUUAGCAACCACAUUCUAGUGCUGUUUCUAUGCGUGAGUGACUUAAUAAUGUCAAUAAACAUUCUGAUCAUGGCGUCAGUAAAUGAAAUUUUUCGAGGGGAAUUCUGGAGAUACGAUGAAAUAUGGUUAUCCAGCCUUGCUUGCAAUAUUACCGGAAGUAUGGCGAUAUUUUCUACCCAAGCAAGCGCUUUUAUGAUAGUAGUGAUAUCGUUCGUCAGACUUUACGUUGUGAGUAAGCCUUUCAAAGCACUGAAAGUGAAAUAUGUUGUAUGUGCAUCAGUCUCAACCUAUCUACUCGCUGCACUACUGAUGUUUAUUCCGCUAAUGACAUUUGUUCCUCAACUAGAGCGAUAUUUUAUUCAUUCGGCAGCAGUGCCAUAUCACCCACAAGUGGAUGCCACUAUUCUAGAACGUGAUAAGGCCGAAGAUUAUGUUUUCAAAAUGUCCGUAUUGCACGACCCGUCCAACGUGCCGCAGCUGAAACACUUUUCAGGAAUAACAUGGGAUGGUUUAGAAUCGAUGGUGUGGAACAUUAACCAGGAAUUUGCGGGAUGGAAAUAUUACGGAUAUUAUUCUCAAGUUAGUAUUUGUAUUCCACCAAUUGUUGCACACUGGUCGGAUCCAGGUUUAUUAUAUUCUUUCAUUUUACUAACCAUAGACUUUACGGGAUUUCUAUUAGUUUUUGCGGCCUAUACUAUUGUUUAUAAGAAAACCAAACGGAGAGGAGUUGGUUGUCUAAUUUCGGCCGGAUGCUGUUCUAAGCCCCGCAGUAUCUGCCAAUCUAGUGUUCCCACUGUUGGCGCUGAAAUUGAAAAUAGAGGACAAAGACGAUUGAGCAUGACGCGAGACGAAGAAGAUUAUGAAAUGCAAAAAAGAAUUUUGUGGAUUAUAGGUACUGAUUUCGCAUGUUGGUCACCUAUUUGUAUACUCACCUUAGUCAGUGUUAUAAAUCCAAGUAUUAAAAAUGAAACCAGCAUCUUUGCCGCCAUGUUUUUAAUUCAAAUCAAUUGCAUGGUGAAUCCGAUAGUUUACUGCAAACGUGUAAGAUACGGACUCAAGGACGGCGCAGGAAAACUUUGGCACAGUCUUCGGAAUUUUUCAAUUAAAAUACGUAACAGAAAUUCUGCCAACGAAAAUCCGACCACAUCAGAUCCCAGAGAAAACGGUCUUACACGCACUACUACCAAUACAUGCCAGUGUUCUUUUCGAGAUAAAUCGACUUCUACUAAUGAGUUAUACAUGGAUGAUAUUGUUACCAUUCCAUCGGUCGCGAGCGCUAGUUCUAGUUCCUCGGAACAUGUUUAAAAAACGGAGGUUACUUUAUUCGACCCCGUCAAAUUGGCAAUAUUUUUAUUCUGUGCAAAGACAUUCAAUCAAAAUGAGACCGUGAGUCUUUUCAAAGGUACAAAUUCAAUAUUUCCAAUAAUUUAUUCAUUUUCGUUUCGCCUAAGCUAGUAUAGAUCAAGUACAAUUCAAUUCCUAACCUAAAAGUUACUACUUGAAUAAGACACUAUUAAGUAACGCGAAAAUAUGUAACUUUUCUGUAUUUUUGCAUUUUACCGUUAUUGUCGCUGAAUUUUUAAUCAGAAUUCAAGGUGUUUUUAUUGAAUUGUAAAAAAAGAAGGAUAGCCAAUUUACAUUUCUGUUGCUAUUUUUCCGUGUGCUGCCGAAUAGGUUUUAUUGUGAAAGUAGAUUUUUAUUUGUUUUUAUAUUAUUAUUUUUGUUUCUUGCCUCUUUAUUAUUUAUUUUGAGCACAAAUAAAAUAUUUUUAUCAC
Styela clava is the source of this 2929-nucleotide messenger RNA. RefSeq lists its product as uncharacterized. The record is from RefSeq and is a predicted model, not a curated record. Gene Ontology annotation, molecular function: protein binding; G protein-coupled peptide receptor activity. Gene Ontology annotation, biological process: hormone-mediated signaling pathway; adenylate cyclase-activating G protein-coupled receptor signaling pathway; activation of adenylate cyclase activity. Gene Ontology annotation, cellular component: plasma membrane. NCBI's taxonomy places the organism in Eukaryota, Metazoa, Chordata, Ascidiacea, Stolidobranchia, Styelidae.